AGGAGUAGUUAGUCAUUACAAGAAGUGUUUGUGAACUAAAAAUCAAGAAUGUGGGAUCCUGUUUGUCCGUGAGUUGGAGAGCACAGCGCUGCUCCCACGCAGGGAAAACUAAUUUUGCAGGGGAGACCUACCUUGGCACUUGUGCAGGUGAAGCCAAAGGGAAGAUAUGCUUCACCAUAUUUUCUAGUCUUUGGCUUGGAAGGAAGUUGGUUUGGAAACCUAUUUGGCCAUGCUUCAUCUCCUGCUUUGCGUUUGUGUGGGAGCCCCGUCAAAAAACCUGUCCGUUAUGCUAGCAGUGUGCAAGCCUUCUUUUUCUUUUUUUUUUUCUUUUCAUACCGCCCCCCCUGCAAUGGUUCUGCGCCCCUCCUAGGGGGCGGGCCCCACACUUUGGGAACCUCUGUGUUAGAAUAAGAUCCGGGUGGAGCUGCCAGUAGCAACUAUAGUUGCUAAUGUGCUCUCAUAAGUCUGUUCAUUUGUGUUGGCUAGUUUUUUUUUAUUUUUAAAGUCAUGCCGAGCGCCGCCUCGCUUAAAAAAAAAAAGUUCCAUCAAGUCGGACAUGAACACAUCGAGUUACACCGGAAAUCCACAAGAGAAACCCUCUCCAUAAAGGCACCAAACCUUUGUCAUAUUUGCGCAUCACCGAGGGUUUUUUAUUUAUUUAUUUUGAGCCAACCACAGCUCGCAUCCUGGUCACUGACUUGACGCGGAGGAGCGGAGUUCCAGACGCGCACUGAAACCAGAUGCCACCACCAGCACAUUUCCUCUGGCACCGAAAAUGGGCUGCGCAAUAUCAGGUCUCGCAGCAAAAUCAGAGUUUGCAGAGAAGACUUCAGAGGAUGCUGCUGCUGCCGCCGCGUAUCCCAACGAGGACCAGAUUCAGAUGAUUAAAGACUCGUGGAAAGUUAUCCGGGACGAUAUAGCCAAAGUUGGGAUUAUUAUGUUCGUCAGGGUGAUGUCUUUUAUUGAAAAAAGUGUGGCUAGACUGGACCAGCUGGACAGACUGGAGGCUCUGGCUCUGGAGCUGGGGAAAAGCCAUUAUCAUUACAACGCCCCGCCUAAGUACUACAGCUAUGUUGGAGCAGAAUUCAUCUGCGCCGUGCAGCCCAUCCUGAAGGAGAGGUGGACGGCCGAGCUGGAGGAGGCGUGGAAGACCAUGUUCCAGUUUGUGACCAGCCUCAUGAACCAGGGAUACCAGGAAGAGAGCGCCCGGCAGCGCCAGCUCGCGCUAUCCCCGAAGGAAAGACCGGACAAGAGAAACACCGCGCUAUGAGACGGCACUUCUUUUAACCGCCACACAGACUGUUAUUGCCAGUACAGCACAAAAAUGCGUGUUUGUAAAUAGCGUAUUAACCGUAAUGUUUCCUAUCUUGCUCACGUUUGGUCCUUUAGUAUUUUAACAGACAAAAACGAGCUGUGACUGUUUAGAAAGCACUUUAUUUUUGAAUUUAAAUUCUGCUGCAGUCCUCUUGAAUGAGAGCAGGACUCUGGUAUCACGACGGGACAAACACAAAUGGGUGGAAACGUUUUCUGGCUGCAGUCAAACAUGCUUUGUGAUUGUGAUAAACAAAAAAAAUGGCAUCUGAAUUACAGCCAAUACUCCUCUCUGUAUUUAUAACUCAAACAUGCUUUCAGUAAAUCUGCAGCUUUCAACAUUUUUUGCACUAUUUAACCAAAUCAUGACAUCAUUCAGACAUUAGCUGAAACUGUAAUAUACAUAUUGGUGUUAAAGUAUUUAAGACAGCCAGUUUAACAGCUUGGUAUCGGUAUGUAAAAACAAUGACUAUAAUAUUAAUUGUGCCUCUAAAGACAUAAUAAAAAAAAUAUACAGUACAUGACAUUUGACCCCACCAGAAAAAAAA
Molecule: messenger RNA, 1859 nt
Organism: Oreochromis aureus
Lineage: Eukaryota; Metazoa; Chordata; Actinopteri; Cichliformes; Cichlidae
Gene: xgb
Product: x globin
Exons: 5
Coding region: 776-1270 (164 amino acids)
Molecular function (GO): oxygen binding; heme binding
Source: RefSeq, a predicted model, not a curated record